Molecule: messenger RNA, 484 nt
Organism: Mangifera indica (mango)
Lineage: Eukaryota; Viridiplantae; Streptophyta; Magnoliopsida; Sapindales; Anacardiaceae
Product: 40S ribosomal protein S30
Exons: 3
Coding region: 157-345 (62 amino acids)
Biological process (GO): translation
Cellular component (GO): ribosome; cytosolic small ribosomal subunit
Molecular function (GO): structural constituent of ribosome
Source: RefSeq, a predicted model, not a curated record
GGUAACCCGGCCCAAUAUACUUUGACAUACUCUAUAUAUUCAGCCGAAACCCUUGAAAUGUUUUCUUCUGCUCCGCUUAGUAACAGCUCAAACCGCUAAACAGAAACACAGCAGCAGCAGCAGCUGCAGCUUUCGGCGCAACUUGUGUAAUCAGCCAUGGGUAAGGUUCACGGUUCUCUGGCUCGUGCGGGUAAGGUGAGGGGACAAACUCCAAAAGUCGCUAAGCAAGAUAAGAAGAAGAAGCCUCGCGGCCGUGCCUACAAGCGCAUGCAAUACAACCGCCGUUUCGUCACCGCAGUUGUUGGUUUUGGAAAGAAGAGGGGACCCAACUCAUCCGAGAAGUAAAUCUUGAAAGAAGGCAGGGUUAGAUAGGUCCUGGUGUUUUCAUUGUUGUUCUAAAGACUUUUUAUUGUGAUCUAGUUACUGAUAACAUUGUUGAAUUUGGUGUUAGAUAAAUAUCAUGUGAUUUUGGGUUUUCGUUUCA